AGUUACGAAGGCUUACAAACUUCGCACUCAUCUCAAAAUCGGAACGUCUGCAGCUGCUGGAGCAAAACAUGAUACGUGGGUAACUGGGUGAAACGAAUGCAGAUUUACUAGGAAAAUAACAAAUAGUGACUGGCAGUGAUUUGAUAAGUUCCUUAAUCUCCGUACAAAACUGAGUCCUUCACUCGAACCAGAAUGGCCGACCUAAAAAAGGAUUUGGACGAAUAUCUGCUACUGCAGAGCGAUCAGAAAAAAAGUUUCAAACUUGAAAUGCCCAAGAUGCCAUCGAUAUCGACAUCCGGUGGGCUCGUUAGUAAACUCUUUGGCAAAGGUCCGGAACCUGAGGCAAACAGUUGGCUCAAAGAAACACAAGACACUUGUUGUCCCAAAUUGAGUCGGAUACAAAGAAUUGUUGGUUUCGUGACAUGCAUGGGCCUGGGGGUAUUCUGUAUGAUUGUGUCCACUUUCUACAUCCCAGUGUUGAUUCUCAAGGCAAGAAAGUUCGCUUUACUCUACACACUGGGAAGUAUUUUUUUCAUUAUGAGUUUUUCUUUUCUGAGUGGAUUUGGAGCUAUGUUCCGGCAAACGUUCUCCCGCGAUAGGUUAGCCCUGUCCAUUUCGUACAGCUGCUGCCUAGUGGCCACACUGUACUUUGCCAUGAUCGAACAAAGCACAGCAUUCACUGUUCUGUUCGCGGUCGCACAAAUUAUAUCACUGCUGUGGAUGAUUCUUGGUGCUGUUCCAGGUGGAAUGACCGGAGUCAAAUUCUUCAGCCAGAUGUUUCGAAGUUCGGUAUCCAAUCAGCUGCCGGUGUAAGUGAUUGGAUUGCCUUUUUACAAAGGCGGGGUGCAAUCGUUAAAAAAAUAAAGUUCACUAAGGUGAUAAAAAAACAACAGAACAAAAAUUGUAUCAGUAUGAUUAGCUAACCUAUUUUAUCAUGAAUAAAAACAAUUGUCUCACAAGAAUAAGAA
Wyeomyia smithii (pitcher-plant mosquito) is the source of this 968-nucleotide messenger RNA. RefSeq lists its product as uncharacterized. The transcript has 3 exons. Gene Ontology annotation, cellular component: membrane. Lineage: Eukaryota; Metazoa; Arthropoda; Insecta; Diptera; Culicidae. Gene Ontology annotation, biological process: vesicle-mediated transport. The record is from RefSeq and is a predicted model, not a curated record. The coding region runs from base 193 to 813 and encodes 206 amino acids.